Molecule: messenger RNA, 2109 nt
Organism: Truncatella angustata
Lineage: Eukaryota; Fungi; Ascomycota; Sordariomycetes; Amphisphaeriales; Sporocadaceae
Product: WD40-repeat-containing domain protein
Exons: 1
Coding region: 1-2109 (702 amino acids)
Biological process (GO): chromatin organization; regulation of transcription by RNA polymerase II
Cellular component (GO): SAGA complex
Molecular function (GO): TBP-class protein binding; transcription coregulator activity
Source: RefSeq, a predicted model, not a curated record
AUGGACGACUUCGACAGGGACUCCAACGCCAGUUCUGAGGAACAAGAAGACGAGUUGAUGCCCGAUGCGGAAGAGCCAGAACCAGAAGACAACGACCAGCAAGAAGACGAGGACGACAAUGACGGCGACGACGACGACGACGGCGAUAAUGACGAUGAAGACGAGAACGAAACCCAGGAUCAGCACAACAACAGCAGUCAUGAUGCAAACAACGACGCAUCGACAUCGCAACCAAUCUUGACGCGGACAUCAGCGACACCUGCACCGCCUGCGACGCCGCGAUGGCUGCCAUCCGUACGGCCCGAGUAUCUCAAUGCGAACACUUACGAUAUCGUGCCCACCAUGGCUGCGCCAAUGGCCACAAGCAUCAACGCGGUAUCGAUCACCCCCGAUCUGCGCUACUGGAUGACAGGCGGCUCGGACGGCUAUAUAAGAAAGUACCACGGCCCGGACACCAUCAACGGGAAGCAGCUCCUGACCGUGGCGCAAAGACACCCUUUUGUAGAAUCUGUCACCAAAGCUGGCGUUCUCUUGUCAUAUUGGGAAAAUGCCGAGCCACACUCUCCGCCCCAGAGAACCGAGGAUCUCGUCUUGAGCCCGGUGUAUUCGCUCGCUGUGCAUUCGCAGGCCCUGUGGCUGCUUUCCGGCCUCGAGAGUGGUGGCAUCAAUUUGCAGAGCGUCCGGCAUGACGAGGGCAAGAGAAUCACGUGCUUGCAAAAGCAUACCAAUGCUGUAAGCGUCCUGAAUCUCUCAGCGGACGAGAAAAGCGUCUUGAGCGGAAGUUGGGACAAGAACAUAUUCGACUGGGAUCUGAACACGGGGGACGUCAGGCGCCAAUUCGAUGGCAGUGGCGGCCAGAUCUCCGCUUUAGAGACGAGGCCAAUGAGUGGAAUGCCAAUUCCACCCGAGGCUGCCGAAGAAGAUCUUCUUGGUGAUACAUUCUUCUCCAACAAUGCCGCCCCUGCUGCUGGUGGGGACUUUGACUUUUCGCUCGAUGGCGUAAACGGUGGCAUCAACGGAGAUAUCGACCGAGCUGCCGACAACAACUUUGGGGACGAUAACAAUGCCUCGAACAGCGGCGGUGAUGGUGACGGCUUGGAUGCGCAAGGCAGUCCUGCUCAUGAUAGCCUUUUUGGUGGCAGCCCUGGAGCUGGUGACGAUCUCUUUGGCGAUAAUUUUGGCGGAGAUGACGACAACGAGUUCUCACGAGCUAUGGCGCAAGACUCUGCCCAGGAUCCAAACACGGAACCACCAGCCGCUGAAACCACUCUGCCAGAUUUCGACAUGUCAGUGCCAAAUGUGGACGGGCCAUCCAACGAUGCCCCGAAUGACUCAACUACAAAUGGUGAUUUCGCCACUAACGAGACAAUGACUGUUGGUGAUGCUCUUGUUGAGAACAGCUUUGACGCGACGCAGCCAUCAGAGCAGGCCACCGAGUUCACCGAGCAAGAUGCUACACAACAAGGCGCACCCCAAUCUCCUUCGGUCUUUUUCGACUCGGCUCCUGCCCCUGAAUCUCCGUCCGCGGUUUUUGCAGAACCACCGCCGACGCACUACGAUACGUCUCAAACCUCCGAUUCCACCUUUUUAUCGGCGUCCAUAGAUGGUCCCAUAAAAAUAUGGGAUCGGCGGGUUCCCAGCCCAGUGGCACGCAUUGGCAAUCGCAUUGGUGUACCGCCAUGGUGCAUGGGUGCUUGCUGGUCGCCCGAUGGGAACUGGAUCUAUGUUGGUCGACGAAAUGGCACAGUCGAGGAGUUCAGCGUGGAGAAGGCUCGUGGCGGUCACAAAGGAUGGCAGCCAGAACGCACAUUCAAAUUUCCCAAUGGUAGUGGCGCCGUCAGCUGCGUGCGACCUAUGCCAAACGGCCGUCAUCUUAUAUGUGCUUCGCAUGACAUUCUCCGGCUGUACGACCUGAGAUCUGAUGAGAAAACCUCCAAACAUUCGCCACCUCCCUUCUUGAUCGUUCCUGGACCCCCUAGAGCAGGUGUUAUAUCUAGUCUAUAUAUCGAUGCCACCAGUCGGUAUAUGAUAUCGACUGCUGGAACGCGUGGUUGGGAAGGGACGUCCACAGAGGUCAUGAUCGGUUACGAGAUUGGCGUUCCUCAGUAA